AAUUGUUAAAAAUAAUGGACUAUUAAUAAAGUGAACAAAUAAUACAUUGUUAUAAUAAUAACAAUGAAUUUUGAAUACAUAUAUCGAUACAUAUGGCCGUUCACUCGACUCAGGCUCCGGUCGUUUCGGGAAUUGGCGCUAAUUAUCGCCACAUUUAUGUGUAUAUCGCUAUAUCUGACCACUUAUUUGUUUGACUCGUCGCCACCACUACUCAACCGAUCCUUCUUUAAUGAUGGUCUGCCCACCGCUUUUCAACAGCCGGUGCGCAACAUAUUAUCGCAAUUCAACAAUAAUUUCAUGAAUAGUCAACUGAAAUAUAGCCCCAGUUUUGCAGCUUCUGGUUAUCAGUCGGCCGUCGAUCAAAGAUUACACAAACUUUUGCGUGAAAUAUAA
Oppiella nova is the source of this 393-nucleotide messenger RNA. Lineage: Eukaryota; Metazoa; Arthropoda; Arachnida; Sarcoptiformes; Oppiidae. The record is from the annotation of a GenBank genome assembly.